CCUUGUCAAUCAAAGGUGGCAACGAUUUCAUUAACGAACUUCCCUGUUCUAUAUGACGUUUUCAACAAUAAUAAAUACCUCACCACCAAAGCAUGCACUCAAAUAUCCCACGCACUCAGUUUCAGAUGUCCUUGGGUUUUUACCUUUGUACCCUUUCUGCAAGUUAAUAUCUUUCAUUUUACAAUUACGUCAUUCUUUGGAGGAUGUUCAAUUAAGCAUGGUUAAUGACUACUACGCACAGUUUCUGGACUGUGCUACGUAUAAGAGGAGGGCUGCACUUGCAAGUAAAGAAGAAACCUGGAUAAAGCUACAAUUUUAGAAGUUCCAAGCAAACCGAACACACGGAAUUCAACAACACAUGCACGUGCCUGGCUGUCAUCACAACUGUAAAUGGAUUUUUUAGAGUUAAUAUUUCCCAAGCAACAAAUGAAGACUUCUUUGCAUUCUUAUCUAUUGCGUGAUGAAUGUGCCUUGCAAGAUCUUUUUACAAGCAUGAGUGAAAGCAACAUUGCGUCUGUUAUCGACGAAGCGAUGAAGGCUUCAGUCUACGAUAGCCAACCCACCUUGCAAGAUUUUUUGCGCAUGCUCGAGGAUGAUAAUUCCGAGCUUGGACCGUUGCAAACCGAUUAUUCAUCGGACAGUACAGUUAGCCGGGAUGAAUUAGACACUGAACCUACGUCACCAACAUGCUCAACAGCGGAACCUCCUUCCGUCUCUGAACAAGGCGCAACAAGCGAGUGUGGAGAAGUCGCAGGGUUUGCAACAAAGAAGCGAAAGGAUAAACGAAACCGGAGAAAACCUUUAGAAACAAAAACAUUGCUUGCUCAAUGUCUAUUACAAUGGCUUGAAGAUUCUCGCUACAACCCUAGUGCAAUAACUUGGCUAUCAAAAAGAGACGGCUUGUUCCAAAUUACCAACUCAGCAACAAUAUCAACACUUUGGGGCAGCCGAAAAGGUAACAAGAAAGUGAUGAAUCACGAGAAACUGAGCCGAGCUCUGAGACAUUAUUACAAGGAUGGCACGCUAGAAAGAAUGGAAAACAAGAAGAAAUUGUGUUAUAAGUUCACUUCACAGGCAAUGCAAAAGUUCAGUGCUUUCUUCUCAAAUUGCUAGACCUGUCCCAGGUGCACUUCGAUUGGUCUUUCCAGAUUUUAUAAAAAAGUUAUAAAUAUAUUUUUAUCAAAUUGUUGUGAGAUUGUUGUAUAAAGUUAUUUAAAACAAGAAUUUCUAUAGCCGAUUUAGUUUUAAACUCUAGUUGGCAAUUUUAAAGGUAAAAUUCGUCGAUCUAGCUUGAGAGCAAAUCAUCCCCUCAUUAACAGCCGGGCACUGUUCUCAAGGCUUGCACAGAAGGGCACUGUGGGGCAAUCAGCGUAAAUAUCGGAGACUUUUGGCAAUCAGCGCAUAUGUGGAUAAGUUGUAAUUUCUCUCAAAACCUGUAAUUAUAAUGAAGCUGGGUAACACCAUAACGAUAGGGAAUCAAUGUGGAUCAUUUCUAUGUGGAUCAUUUUUUUGGGAUCAUUCUUGACCUGUUUUUAGAAAAAAAGCAACUUUUGUCUGAUCAGUAACUGUAACAGGGGCAAUUAAGCCCUUCUUUACCCCUUUUGCCUUUCAAAGAGCAUUUCUGCAUAACAUUUAAGUUCAUCAGAAAAUUUUGCGUUUAGUAAAUGUGAUAACUUUUGUAUAUCAGAAUAAUUUAUGUGUGUAUACACAAAGCUUUUGUUGUUAAGUAUAACGAACGGUUUUCGCUAGAAAUCUGUCAUGAAAUAUUGUUACAACCUGGUUGCGUAUAGUAGAUUAUAUGACGGAUGUCAUAAAAGGCGAGGCAAAGCCGCCCUAGUCAUUCCGUAAAAUCUUAAAAGGUACUCUUGAAAACCAUCGAAUAGACCCUUAAAUUCUGGAAAAAGCUCCGAUAAAAAGGCUCGUAACUUUAAAAGAACUGUUAUGUAAUGCUUUUUAUUUGCAUUUGCAUUGAAAUUUAAUUGCAUAAAUUAACAUAAUUUAACAUAAAACCGAAGUUGUAAAUCACUAAUAUGCAGCUGAAAGAUCCUGUAACAAAAGAACGGUUGAUGUGAUGAAGCUAGCGCCUACCAACACCCCCCUCCCCCUUCCUCCCCUUAGUUGCUAUUAUCCGCUAAUAUUCAAAUGUUGCUGAGCAACACGAGCCAAUUAUAAAAACUUUUAAUUGUGGAUAAAGGACCUGGUUUAUAAUAAUUUUGUUUCAGUUUCAGUUGUUCUUGAAUCGUUGUGUACAUAAUCUUAGGUAGUGGCUCAUUUUAGCCUUUUAAGUUGAACCUUAAAGAAUUUCAGAUGAAAUUAUAUAGUGAAUAGAUAUUCAUCUACAAACGAUAUUAUUAUUGAUUAAUAA
Rhopilema esculentum is the source of this 2365-nucleotide messenger RNA. RefSeq names its product ecdysone-induced protein 74EF. Gene Ontology annotation, cellular component: nucleus. Lineage: Eukaryota; Metazoa; Cnidaria; Scyphozoa; Rhizostomeae; Rhizostomatidae. Gene Ontology annotation, molecular function: sequence-specific DNA binding; DNA-binding transcription factor activity, RNA polymerase II-specific. Gene Ontology annotation, biological process: regulation of transcription by RNA polymerase II; cell differentiation. The record is from RefSeq and is a predicted model, not a curated record.